AUGGCUCCCACGCACUUCCUCUCGCUCUCGGACGAUCUUUUGCUCCAGCUUGCCGAUCAUUUACACAACAUCGAAGACUAUACGAACCUCUGCUCAUCAUGCAAAAAGCUGCGCGAUAUCCUCGGGUCUGCUCCUCCGAGAACUAUUCUACGACUGGCAGCAGCUCAGUCAAACAUCUUUUUCCGUCCGUCGCCUUAUUUUCUAGUGGCUGCUACUGCCCACGAACUAGGUCACUGGGCACGCGAUGAUGAAAACAACGAGAGACAGCUAGCUUCGACCCUAGAACGAGGCAUUGACGGGCUUCUGGACUUGGCGCUGACACACUGUGGUUUGACGAUGGCAAGAAUACGACAACUACAUCUUAUGCGGUUUUCCGUCAUCAAUCCAGUCACUGACGUGAUCGACAAGUGUGUUGGCGUGCAAUGGUAUCAGACUCCCAAUUUCUGGGAUGGUGGAGUUAGCGAUGCCUACACAAUCAGCGCUGAAGCGUCACGAACGCUCUUCCAUCUCGCGAUCUACGGCGAACUGUUUGGCCCUGACUUCGAGACGUUCUUGAGUUACGACUGCCAGUCCCGAAGGCUGAGUGUCGAAACUCGUUUGGAGUUCAUCAAGUAUUGCUUACCAGAUUUUGCGUGUUUCGCGGGCCAGACUAGUGCCAAGGAUGUACAGAUGCCGAACGGCAGUAUGGAUCCUAGGCGUGCAGUGAAUAAGACUGGCCCCUAUGCUGAAAAGGCAGAAGGCAGCCGCGGUAAUGAGCUGAACAACAACAUCGCUCUCGUAUGGGUGUUGCAGAGUUCCCGAUGGCAGCCUCACUGGAAAGAGGCUAGAGGACAGGCUGGGCCCGACUUUCAGGAAGAUUUUAAUGACGGCUGGUGGUACACGGAGAAUGAUGAUCAGGAUUGGAGGCAGCGUAUGUGGGAGUCUAUCAUGAUAUGCCAAGGACUUGAAGGCCUGGGUAUGAUUAGACCAGAGCUUAGGGACUCAUGGAUACCCAAGAUCAGACAAUGGAGAGACAAAAUCGCGGGACUUGAGAAGGAGCCUGAAUGGGUACGAGUUGGCAGACAGGCUACACUCGAAUACCCGUUUCUGCUUGGAGAUUUGCAUGCUGCGGAAAAUGCCUCCAGACAACGACAGAACGGUGCCGAUUCCUCCGUACACCAGUACUUGUCUGAGAGCUUGGAGGUGCCUACAGCUUUUGCAACUGUUGAUCAUGUCCUAUCAUGGCCAAUCUUUGGCAACAAGAGACCUAAAGACUUUUUGUCGCACGAGGUUCUCAUCAAGGAUCAAGCUGGAAUCCACUCUCACACGAACUCCACGAACGAGCAAAGUAAUGGUCGUUGGAACCAAACCAUCAAUGAGACAGAGAUCCCUAGGCUUGUGGAACGGUUCCUAGAGUUUGUACAUAUCAAAAAUCCAAUUCUCGAUGCCAUACAGCUUCGUCAAGAUGCGAGAAGGAUCGCCGAGGAUGGCAUCGACUGGGAGCCAUCAACUUGCAUCGUGCUUCUAGCCUGUGCACUGGGCUCAGUAGCACGUCCUUUCGAGGCCUCCCAAGAUGGCGGUUGUUUGACCAACCGCAGCUCUGCGAAAGAACUAGGAAGUUCUCGACCUGCGGCUGACGCGUACUACCAACUUGCCCGCAGAAGGACAGGACUGCUUGAUAUCAGCAUCACGGCCGGCCAAUGCUACGUCCUAUCAGGCAUCUAUCUGAUGUACACGCUCCGGCCACUCGAAGCAUGGUUGGCUUUCCACCAAGCAGGUUCAACUUAUUCCCUAUAUCUCAGACGCCAAGCUGCAAUGAGCGACGAAGCUAUCGAUUUGGUUCACGAUACAAAGCAGAAGAGAUUGGAGCAACGACUUUACUGGACCGUCCUCAAGUCUGAAUGCGAACUUCGGGAAACGCUGGAUGUUCCUCAAUCUGAUCUUUGCAAGCUCAGCUACCCGUACCUAUUCCCAUCACCUCCAACGCCUCUGAGUCCCGUACGGAGUCCAGAGGAAGCGCUAAACUUCCAAACUCCAGCUUCGUCCACCUCGAUGCCUUCUCAAGUACAAUCAACUUCAUCGAUGACAUCCUAUCAGCAGACCGAGGAACAAUCGUGGUUUUACUAUCUGAGCGAAAUCGCGCUUCGUCGAAUACAAAACCGUGUUCUGAACGCGUUCUAUCGGCAAGAUCACAGAAGCUGGGCGCAGAUGAACAUGAGUGACAUGAUAAGCAUUGCAGAGAAUAUUGAGACGCAGCUGACUAUAUGGAAGGCAUCACUCCCAGCAGCAAUUAGAUCUGACGACCUGCCCCCUGGUCAGCCAAUCGAUGAGCUUCGCUACUGCACAGAAGGAAGAAAUCGGUGUAUCCGUAGCCUGCUUUACCGACCAUUCGUCUACUGCGCCGUGCACUCCACGCCCAACAUCUCCGACCACAUCACCAUGCAGCAAGUGCAAGCGAUGUGCAGGAAAGGUAUCAUGAACUGCUUGAACAUUGAGACCGCUGAGGCAGUCACUCACCGCCACCACGGCACCUGGUACGGUCUGCGCCAGUCUAUCGUCAACGCGCUCAUGCUUCUUGCCACCAAAACGGUGGAUAACACGGACUUUUACUCACCACGGCAAGGGGAACGGCACCCUUACGAUCAUGCAAUCGAUAUGUGCAUGGACAAGCUGCGUUAUUGGGAGGGUGAGAGUCCUGAUACCAUUGCAGCCCUAGAGCUUAUUGAGGAGCUAUACGCCGGGAUGAGCUAA
Cyphellophora europaea CBS 101466 is the source of this 2730-nucleotide messenger RNA. RefSeq lists its product as uncharacterized. The transcript has 4 exons. NCBI's taxonomy places the organism in Eukaryota, Fungi, Ascomycota, Eurotiomycetes, Chaetothyriales, Cyphellophoraceae. The record is from RefSeq and is a predicted model, not a curated record. Bases 1 to 2730 code for a protein of 909 amino acids.